Molecule: messenger RNA, 1047 nt
Organism: Psilocybe cubensis
Lineage: Eukaryota; Fungi; Basidiomycota; Agaricomycetes; Agaricales; Agrocybaceae
Exons: 4
Coding region: 1-1047 (348 amino acids)
Source: RefSeq, a predicted model, not a curated record
AUGAAACGUUAUUCCAUACUCAUCAUCACUUUGACUGCGAUUCUAUUCUGGAUCAAUUCAUGUCAAGCGCAAACUUUGACCGAGACUGUUCCUCCCUCUGGACCAACAGUUGUCGUGAUUUUCACCUCAUCAAAUGGAGGAGAUCCGGUUCUCACUACAAUCGCGACAUUGUCAGGCCUGCCCCCCACAUCGUCAAAGAAAUCGACUACUGGUAUCGCUGCCACCACAGCCUCCGGUAAUAAAUCGUCGACUCUCGCUACCAACAACUCUGAUGACUCGGACCCUUCAACUCACCAUAUUCCAUCCCCAGUUGCUAUGAUUGCUGGAUCACUAGCAGGAUUCAUUGCCAUUCUGGCAGCGAUUCUCGUUGUUUGUGUAACCCGAAAGCGACACAAUGGGAAACGGCGCCGCCGCCGUGCUUCGAUUAUACGAGCAUUAGAAGCACAGCACGCACACUCCGGAGAGAAUUUAGAUAGAGAUGGGUAUGCUAUCUCGGAAUCAGGGUCUAUGUCAGAAGAGCAUUCUACAUCGAGAAGGCCGCCAUCGACAAGAAAUUCAACUCGCGAGUCCGCAAGAUCUGGGAAGAAGAAAAGCAGUACACGAAGCUCAGGAAAGCAUACGGCACAUGUGCAUGUCUCUCCUUCUGGCGACGUAGAGUUGAACCGGAGAGACACCGGUGGAGGAAGAUCAUUGACGCAUGCUCAGGAAGAACGCCCUCGUAUAACCAGCACAUCUAGUCCAGCAACAAGUUCAAAUUUGACCAAUACCACGAGCACAGCAGCAGCAACAGUGGGAACGUCUCCAAGUCUGUCGCUUGACAGCAAGCAAAAAUUUGUUUCGAACGACGUAUCUGCCCACGGUCACAGACCUCAUUGGAAUACACAGUCCCCUGAUCACCUACGACGCCAUUCAUCCAACGCCUACACGCCACCGUCACCUGCCUUGGGCUUGAACAGCCCACAUCAACUUACACGGCCAUCUCUUUCAUUACCGACCGUCAAUAAGUCGGAGGCAGAUCUGCCACCCGCCUACGAGGACAUCCGGUAG